AUGCUGCGACUCAACCAACGCAAACUUCCUUACGUACUUACAGGGAUCGAGAUCGAUUGGCGUGCUCACGUGGGCGAGAAAGAUAAUCGCGAGUCAAGCCACCGUCAAGCAAUUGGCCCGUUCUCAUUUCUCCUCAUCCUACCUGGCGCAAAACGCACUGGGGCUUUGCACCAGCAAGCUCUCGAGUAUAUAUCGACUAUCCAACAAAAUGUAUCCAAUACCUGGAGGCUCGCUUUGGCCAUAUUCAUUGACGUCGGUCCCAACGGUGGCAGAAAGUAUCCUCCACAAGCGCGAUUUUUUGCACUGCGUGUCUUAGACGAUUUCUUGGAGAACAGGCGAACCUUGCAACAAGCUCUCGUAUCUUAUAUUCAGUCGGAGUAUAUCUAUGGUUCUGCGGAGGCAGAUGCGACAUUUUUACGCAACAAGUUCGCUCAUACACUAACAUUGUUCUUCUUGUGUACAUACAUCGAACAGUGGCCCACCUUCUUCAUCGACUUCUUUACUCUCGUCCAGCCUGCAGAGUCCACCUCGGAGUCUACGUUCAACCCUCACGUCUCCCUUCUCUUCUUCCACAUCAUUCUCGAGAUAUCUGGUGAGGUAGCAGAUCAAAUCGUCAAAGCGGCACGACAAUAUAAUAUGUCGCGGCAGAACCGCGAUGCACGUGUUCGAGAUGCAGUACGAGAGCGGGAUGCAGGGCGCAUCAAUGAAGCUGUCUUAACUAUCAUUGCGGAUGCAGUGGAAAGGAUGACGAGGCUGCGGAAAGGGGCAGUGGCUUCCAGUUCAGAACGGGAAUUGGACAAUGCAGUCGAAGUGGUAGAUUGGGGCGUCCGGACCUUUGCAUCCUACGUCGGCUGGAUCGAUAUCAACUUGACCGUGACGCCAACAACGGUGCCUCUCCUCUUCAAUCUCCUUUCUGAUCCAUCAUUACCUAUCCGCUUGGCUACAUGCGCAGCACUGCUCCGCAUAGUUUCGAAGGGUCUCAAGGAGCCAGGAGACAAACUUCAGCUCAUCAAAGUCCUGUCUCUUGGUCAAGUGCUUGAUGCGCUUGAAGAAAAGACGAAAGCGGACCAGACAAGUCGUGGCGAAGAUGCUGAUGAAGGCGAGGAGUCUUACCGCGAAGCUCUAGGAAAACUCCUGAAUGCUUUUGGCCUUGAAUUGUGUAAAUUGGCUGAUGAAUGUCCGAACGCAGAUGUUCGGUCUGAAGCUUCAAGGCUACUGCAUCAAAUCUUACCAGUGAUGUUGCGCUUCAUGGCAGAUGCGUACGACGACACAUGUUCGACUAUUUUCACACUGUUGCAGACUAUCCUGUCUAGCUAUAAGCGUAUCCGGAAAACUUCUGCAGAACCUUUGGAUGACUCUAAGCGCUCAUUCAUAACCUCAUUACUUGCUGUGAUCCUCGAGAAGUUGAAGUGGGACAAGGAUGCGGAUCCUGAAGACAUGGAUGAAGACGAUAAAUCUGCUUUUGAGGAUUUACGCAAGGAUUUGCGAACAUUCAUGGAUUCAGCCUUCGUAAUAGACCAGACACUGGUAACAGAGGCGACGAGAACUCUGGCUCUGAAUACAUUGACUGCGUAUCAAAACGGCGUGCCAAUCGAGUGGAAUGACGCGGAGCUUGCUGUAUAUUUGGUAUAUAUCUUCGGCGAGAUCAACAAGACCGGAGGUAAGGGCCGGGCUGCGUUCUGUCAAGCCCCUGCUACCGCAAAGGAAAAGAGAAAGGAGACGGACUACUCAGAGUAUCCUCUCACAAGCCACGGAGAGAUGCUUUACGCUCUCGUACAAUCCGGGAUCUCAGGCUACCCUCAUAAAACUGUUGUUAUGCAAUUCUUUGAGACCACUGCGCGUUACGUGGAUUUUUUCAAGGUCCGCAAGGAGUGCAUCUUGUCCACACUCCAAGCCAUGAUGGAUACCAGAGGUCUCCAUAACUCCGAGACAGGCCUCCGCUCACGAGUCUUCUACUUAUUCUAUCGCUUCAUCAAGGACGAUCGAAACGAUAUCAGCCCCGAGCUGGCCCUAUCCUUACUCGAAGGCAUGCGCGACUUGUUGGUGAUUAUUGUAGAGCUGCCUGAGCUGGAAGAUCCUCAGCAACAGGACCUCCUUACAGAAGCCGUCAAGAAUCCUGGGAUAUUUGAUGCACAGCUCUACCUGUUCGAAACAGCGGGUACCCUUGUGUCGCUGUUGUACAAAACACCUGACCAGGCCACGGCACUACUUCUAACUAUUGUAAAGCCUUUGCUAGAGGAUUUAUCAACCAAUUUGCAAGCAAUCAAAGGUGCAAAUGAUGUUUUGCCUAUACUGAAGGUUCAUCAUAUCAUCAUGGCCCUUGGAAACAUUGCCAAAGGCUUUCCAGAUUAUCCUUCCCCUGUUCCUGAAGGAUAUGUCUCACCUCCUCUGGGCGUGUUCACCGAGGUGGCACAAGCAAUCCUCGUAUCUCUGGAGGCCAUGAAUACGUUCAAGGUUGUGCGAGAUGCGACACGUUUUGCAUUCGCUCGCAUCCUUGCUACAACUGGCCCUAGUGUGACACAUCUCAUUCCAUCUUUGAUGGCCAACCUCCUUGCCCACUUUGAGCCCUCGGAGCUGAUCGAUUUCAUGAACUUCAUCAGUCUUCUCAUGCACAAGUUGCAGCAGGACAUGUUCGACGUACUUGAUCAGCUGAUUGGGCCGUUGAGUGCACAUGUCAAUGGUCUUUUAUCUCAGCAAGUGACGGGGACAGAUGACCAAGUGGUGCACGUUGACACCAAGAAGGCUUAUCUUACAUUCUUGAACAACGUCAUGUCUUCAAAGCUUCACGGCAUCUUUACCUCAGAGCGCAACAAAGGCCAGUUGGAAGGUUUGCUGGCUGAUAUGCAACGAUUAACUGAGGACAUGGCCGAUCCGGGGGGGCAAAAGGCUGCGUUCAUCUUCCUUGGUCGCUGUGUCACGGCGUGGACACAACGGAUCACCGACGGAGACUCGCAGAUACCACUACCAGCACUGCCUGGUUUUGAACGCUUCAUCUACGAGCGAUUGAUCCCGACCGCAUUUGCGAUUCUUUCAUCUCCGCGGUUCGAUGUCAAGGACGGGCAGGGAGUUAUGGUCCUUCACGAAAUAUGUAAUUUCUUCCAGAUUGUGUCGAAGACGAGAGGGCAAGAGGCGUUCGACUUCUUCGUCAACGUUUUCCUUCCUGCUCAGAAUUGGCCACGAGAUACCGCGCUUGAAUUCGCGACCAAGAUGAGAGACUUGGACGCCAAAACUUUCAGGAAGUACUUCACGGACUUCGUGCGCGCCUCCCGUGCAGGCUCAUAG
Sparassis crispa is the source of this 3282-nucleotide messenger RNA. Its product is annotated as Exportin-T. The coding region runs from base 1 to 3282 and encodes 1093 amino acids. The record is from RefSeq and is a predicted model, not a curated record. Gene Ontology annotation, cellular component: cytoplasm; nuclear matrix; nuclear pore. Lineage: Eukaryota; Fungi; Basidiomycota; Agaricomycetes; Polyporales; Sparassidaceae. The transcript is spliced from 14 exons. Gene Ontology annotation, molecular function: small GTPase binding; tRNA binding. Gene Ontology annotation, biological process: tRNA re-export from nucleus.